Messenger RNA from Hevea brasiliensis (rubber tree), 2167 nucleotides. RefSeq names its product L-type lectin-domain containing receptor kinase IX.1-like. Gene Ontology annotation, biological process: protein phosphorylation. The transcript has a single exon. Gene Ontology annotation, molecular function: carbohydrate binding; protein kinase activity; ATP binding. NCBI's taxonomy places the organism in Eukaryota, Viridiplantae, Streptophyta, Magnoliopsida, Malpighiales, Euphorbiaceae. The coding region runs from base 1 to 2046 and encodes 681 amino acids. The record is from RefSeq and is a predicted model, not a curated record. Gene Ontology annotation, cellular component: plasma membrane.
AUGGACCUCCAUAGCUCAAGUUCAAGCUUUCUUUAUACUCUUGCCAUGGCAAUCUCCAUUUUCUUGUUCAUGCUGUUUCUGCCCAUUGCAAACUCACUGUCCUUCAACUUCACUACUUUUGAUCCCAAUAUGGUAGAUAUAUCUUUCCAGGGAGAUGCUUUUUCGUCUAGUAAUGUUCUUCAACUGACAAAGAAUGCACAAGAUGCUAACCUCACCAGUAGCGUCGGCCGGGCCUCAUAUAAGUAUCCUGUGCGACUUUGGGAUGCCAAGACAAGAAGGCUUACAGACUUCACCACCCACUUCUCCUUCAUCAUGAAAGCGGUUGACCCAAAUCGGUUUGGCGAUGGGAUGUCUUUUUUCAUCGCACCUUUUGAUUCUCAGAUCCCAUACAACUCGAGUGGCGGUUUUCUUGCAUUAUUUAAUCGUGAUACUGCUUUCAAUGCCUCCAAAGAAAAUCAAAUCAUUGCAGUUGAGUUUGAUAGUUUUCAAAAUCCUUGGGAUCCGAGCGAUAAUCAUGUGGGCAUCAAUGUGAAUUCAAUUAUAUCUGUGACAAAUGUAACAUGGAAGAGCAGCAUUAGAAACGGGUCACAGGCUAAUGCAUGGGUAAGUUAUAAUUCCACCACCAGAAAUUUAAGUGUUUUUCUAACUUAUGCCCAGAAUCCUGUGUUUAGUGGUAAUUCUAGCCUUUCAUACAUUGUUGAUUUGAGGGAUUUUUUGCCCGAAUGGGUUAGAGUAGGUUUCUCUGCGUCUACAGGGUCUUGGGUUGAACUACAUAAAGUUAUCUCUUGGGAUUUUGAUUCCAGCUUGGAAAUUAAUCAGAAAGCCAGAAACAAAACAGGAUUGCUUGUUGGUAUAUCUGUGGGUUUGGGAUUCUUGGCUUGUGCUAUCAUAGGUGUGAUUUGGUUAGUGUUUUGGAGAAGAAGGCAUGGUGGGAGAAACGAAGAUGAGGCUGAUGAUAUUUCCAUGGAUGAUGAAUUUGAAAAAGGAACGGGACCUAAGAGAUUUACUUUCACUGAACUAAGUCGCGCAACAAGCAACUUUGCUGAGAGUGGAAAGCUAGGGGAAGGAGGAUUCGGAGGCGUUUACAAGGGAUUGUUGAGCGAAUCCAACACACAAAUCGCUGUUAAGAAGGUCUCAAGAGGAUCAAAACAAGGUAAAAAGGAGUACGUAUCAGAAGUGAAGAUCAUUAGUCGUUUGAGACACAGAAAUUUGGUUCAACUUAUUGGUUGGUGCCAUGAAAGAGGUGAGUUCCUUCUUGUUUACGAGUUCAUGCCCAAUGGAAGCCUUGAUUACCAUCUCUUUGGAGGGGAAACUAUGUUAAUUUGGAGUGUGAGGUACAAAAUUGCUCUCGGGCUGGCUUCUGCCCUGUUAUAUCUCCAUGAAGAGUGGGAGCAAUGCGUAGUGCAUAGAGACAUCAAGUCCAGCAAUGUAAUGUUGGAUUCAAAUUUCAAUGCCAAGCUUGGUGACUUUGGUCUGGCCAGACUUGUAGACCAUGAGCUGGGUUCGCAAACUACAGUUUUGGCAGGCACGAUGGGCUAUUUAGCUCCAGAAUGUGUCACCACAGGCAAAGCCAGUAAAGAAUCAGAUGUAUACAGUUUCGGGGUGGUUGCACUCGAAAUCACAUGUGGAAGGAGACCAGUCGAUACAAGGCAAGAACCAAAUAAGGUAAGGCUUGUGCAGUGGGUAUGGGACCUGUAUGGUAAAGGGCAGCUUCUGGAAGCUGUGGACAUAAGGUUGAGUAAAGAAUUUGAUGAGCGGCAAUUGGAAUGCUUGAUGAUUGUUGGAUUAUGGUGCUGCCAUCCUGACUCUGCACUUCGGCCACCUAUAAGGCAAGUGAUAAAUGUCCUGAAUUUUGAAGCUCCAUUGCCUAGCCUUCCAGCAAAGUUGCCAGUGCCAAUGUAUUGUGCACCUCCCAUGAGUCAGUGCAAGUUCUCCUACACAUCUUCGGGCUUGACAACUUCUGAGAGCAGCUGCACUACGAAUUCCUCGCUCUUGACAGGCGGGUCUGCAAAAUCUCUUUUGAAACAAGAGAAACAUAAUGUCUGAUCUUCUCAAGUCCAUAGGCUGCAAAAAUUAACUUUCCCUUGUAAUGUAUCUGUGCUUAUUGUAAAUUUCCCUGUUAAGCUUAUAGAGCUUAUUGUUUUAUCGAUUAUUAUCAAUGAAAUAG